UUAAAAACCCGGCAUAAAAACAGGUCUCCCAACAAGGACAUGGCUUCAAAUGAAAGAGAGAUUGUGGUUUGGGUUUGCCAGGAAGAGAAGAUUGUAUGUGGCCUGACAAAGCGCACAACUUGCGCAGAAGUGAUUCAGGCACUGCUUGAGGAACAUCAGGCGACAUUUGGAGAGAAAAAGGUCCUCUUUGGAAAACCUAGUGACUACUGCAUUGUAGAAAAAUGGAGAGGCUCGGAGCGAGUACUUCCUCCCUUGACAAAGAUUCUGAGACUUUGGAAGGCCUGGGGGGAAGAGCAGGCUAAUUUGCACUUUGUGUUGGUAAAGUCAGAUGCUUUCCUCUCAUUUCCAUUGUGGAAGACAGCUGAAGCUAAGGUGGUACAAAAUGUAGAAAAACAGUGGGAGCUCAGUCCAGCAAAUUACAUGAAGAUGUUGCCAAUAGACAAGCAAAAGAAAAUUGUCAGGAAGACUUUCCGGAAACUGGCCAAGCUUAAACAGGAUAGUGUUCAGCAAGAGAGAGAUAAUAUGGAGACACUGAUUCAUCUGAUCAUUUCUCAAGAUCACACCAUUCAUCAACAAGUCCUUAGAAUGAAGGAACUAGAUAGGGAAAUUGAAAAAUGUGAAGCGAAAUUCCAUCUAGAUCGUGUGGCCCAUGAUGGAGAAAAUUAUGUGCAGGACUCCUAUUUAAUGAUCAAUCCAAGUGAAGCGGAGCAGCAAGGGAGUAGGCCAGAUGAUCAAAAAGAGUUGCAUGACUAUUUGAGCAAAAGUGAGGGAAUUUUGCAGGUUGAAGAGAGACUGAAACAUCACAAACAGUUAAUAGAGAAGCUGUGUGCUGAAAUUGAAAAAGAGGUACAUGGUGUAUGCACAGAAAAUAAUGGAGGUGAUGUUCACACAGAAGGAGCUGCUAAUGCUGAACUGGAAAACUCAAAUUUGGAAAGUGUAAAAUAUGAGCUGGAAAAAAGUAUGAAAGAUGGACUGAGAAUCAAUUCAUACUUGAGCUGCAUUCAGAAAGAACUUACAUACAGGGACUCACUGCUUCAAAAGAAGGAAAAAGAAUAUGAACUUCUUACAGAAGAAUUUAAUUUACUGCAUGUGAAAGACAACAUUGAAACUAGGCUUCCAUCAAAUGAAGAGCCAUCCAAGGGCAGCGGCAUCUCCAGUAACAGCAUGGCUGUUCCUGACUUUGUUCAUAGAGUGACUAAUCUGGACAUAAAUGAUACAGACUCUGACACUGGAAUCAGCUCUACACACAGUCAGGACUCUGAAAUAACUUCAGGGGACAUGGUACUGUUGUCAACAUAGUUGAAAACAGUCACACAUUUAUGAAAAGUAUUUUAGAGGAUAUUUAUAAGAAUUAGUAAACCUUGUUGUCUUGAGAUUUCAGCCCUUCAAGAUGUUAAAACUGCGGCACCACUUUAGCCAAGUAAACA
Molecule: messenger RNA, 1427 nt
Organism: Gavia stellata (red-throated loon)
Lineage: Eukaryota; Metazoa; Chordata; Aves; Gaviiformes; Gaviidae
Gene: RASSF9
Product: Ras association domain family member 9
Exons: 2
Coding region: 40-1299 (419 amino acids)
Biological process (GO): signal transduction
Source: RefSeq, a predicted model, not a curated record